This is a messenger RNA of Anastrepha ludens (Mexican fruit fly), 5932 nucleotides long. It is a transcript of the gene GABA-B-R1, whose product is annotated as gamma-aminobutyric acid type B receptor subunit 1. The transcript has 15 exons. Gene Ontology annotation, cellular component: G protein-coupled receptor heterodimeric complex; membrane. The coding region runs from base 1 to 2460 and encodes 819 amino acids. Gene Ontology annotation, biological process: gamma-aminobutyric acid signaling pathway; G protein-coupled receptor signaling pathway. The record is from RefSeq and is a predicted model, not a curated record. Lineage: Eukaryota; Metazoa; Arthropoda; Insecta; Diptera; Tephritidae. Gene Ontology annotation, molecular function: G protein-coupled GABA receptor activity.
AUGGCUAUGGCCAUGGUCAUAUACUUUGAUGGUAAUGACGAUGGCUGUGGUAAUAAGUGUUUGUGUGUGUGUGUGUGGUGCGAGCCCGGCCUAGGAGCGAGCGUUAUGUACAAUCUACUCUAUAAUAAACCACAAAAAUUAAUGUUACUAGCUGGCUGCAGCACCGUCUGUACCACCGUUGCAGAGGCGGCGAAAAUGUGGAAUUUAAUAGUGCUUUGCUACGGUGCCUCGAGUCCGGCGCUUUCGGAUCGCAGUCGCUUCCCAACGCUAUUUCGUACACAUCCCUCCGCUACCGUACACAAUCCGACACGUAUAAAAUUAAUGAAAAAAUUCGGUUGGUCACGUGUGGCCAUACUGCAGCAGGCCGAGGAGGUCUUCAUAUCGACCGUUGAAGAUCUCGAAAAUCGUUGUAUGGAGGCUGGCGUCGAAAUCGUCACAAGACAAUCAUUUCUAUCCGAUCCAACAGAUGCGGUACGCAACCUACGUCGACAAGAUGCGCGCAUCAUAGUCGGCCUUUUCUAUGUUGUGGCGGCGAGGCGUGUCUUAUGCGAAAUGUACAAACAGCAGCUGUAUGGGCGAGCGCAUGUGUGGUUUUUUAUAGGCUGGUACGAAGACAAUUGGUACGAGGUGAACUUGGAAAAUGAGGGCAUCACAUGCACCAAGGAGCAAAUGCGUAUCGCCGCCGAAGGACAUCUUACAACGGAAGCGCUUAUGUGGAAUCAGAACAAUCAAACGACAAUUUCCGGCAUGACAGCUGAGGAAUUUCGACAACGACUGAAUCAUGCACUCACCGAAGAAGGCUACGACAUCAAUCACGAUCGCUAUCCGGAGGGCUAUCAGGAGGCACCGUUGGCCUACGAUGCUGUCUGGAGUGUGGCAUUGGCAUUCAAUAAAACAAUGGAACGCCUCAAGCAGCGACAGAAAUCGUUACGCGAUUUUACAUAUACGGACAAGGAAAUUGCCGAUGAAAUUUAUGCAGCCAUGAAUUCCACACAAUUCCUUGGCAUAUCGGGCGUCGUUGCCUUCAGCUCGCAAGGCGAUCGUAUUGCCUUAACACAAAUUGAGCAAAUGGCGAAUGGGAAGUAUGAAAAAUUGGGUUACUAUGAUACGCAGCUGGAUAAUUUAACCUGGUUAAAUAUGGAGCAAUGGAGUGGAGGAAAGGUACCUCAGGAUCGCACAAUUGUACGACGCGUCUUACGCACAGUAUCGCUGCCAUUAUUUGUCUGUAUGUGUACAAUUUCAAGUUGUGGUAUAUUAGUAGCCUUAGCACUUAUUGUAUUCAACAUAUGGAAUAAGCAUAGAAGAGUAAUACAAUCAUCACAUCCUGUAUGUAAUACCAUAAUGUUAUUUGGUGUCAUCAUAUGUCUCGCAUCAGUCAUACUGUUGGGUAUGGAUGGGCGAUUUGUUAGUCCAGAGGAGUACCCGAAGAUAUGUCAAGCGCGCGCUUGGCUAUUAACCACCGGUUUUACAUUAGCCUAUGGUGCAAUGUUCAGCAAAGUCUGGCGUGUGCAUCGUUUUACAACAAAAGCGAAAACAGAUCCAAAAAAAAAAGUCGAACCAUGGAAGCUUUACACCAUGGUCUCCGGCCUGUUGUCUGUAGAUUUAGUUAUAUUACUCGCCUGGCAGAUUUUUGAUCCGCUACAGCGUAUACUUGAAACAUUCCCACUCGAAGACCCCGUAUUGACAUCCGAUGAUAUUAAAAUACGUCCAGAAUUGGAGCACUGUGAAAGUCACCACAACUCGAUGUGGUUAAGCCUCGUUUAUGGUUUUAAGGGCCUCAUACUGGUGUUUGGUCUCUUUCUUGCCUACGAAACGCGUUCGAUUAAAGUAAAACAAAUCAACGAUUCCCGUUAUGUGGGCAUGAGCAUUUACAAUGUUGUUGUGCUGUGUUUGAUCACAGCACCAGUUGGUAUGGUCAUCGCAUCGCAGCAGGAUGCCUCUUUCGCAUUUGUUGCAUUGGCUGUGAUAUUCUGCUGUUUCCUAAGUAUGUUGCUGAUAUUUGUGCCAAAGGUCAUCGAGGUGAUACGACAUCCCAAAGACAAAGCCGAAUCAAAGUACAAUCCCGACUCGGCCAUAUCGAAAGAGGAUGAGGAGCGUUAUCAGAAAUUGGUUACCGAAAAUGAAGAAUUGCAACGACUGAUAUCACAGAAAGAGGAGAAAAUACGCAUUCUCAAGCAACGUCUACUCGAGUGGGAGGCCACGCACAAGGGCGGCGACAUGAACGGCACCAACGGCACCAAUGGCAUAUCCUUAGCGAUGGGCGUACAUCAGCCAGCAGCGAGCGUCAAUUCCUUAACCGGCGGUAUUGGUCCUGCGUUAAUGGGUGGCGGCACGACAGGCUCCGGUUCGGGUUCCACAAACAAUUCACUCAAUCUACAAGCAACGACGUCCUCCUCACAGCAUAACACACCUGCCGCCACAUUAGCGAUAACACAAGAUACCCAUGAUCAUCAUACAUGAAAAAACGUGUCAAUUUCCUUUUCGUGAUAGAUAAAAUAUAUGUAAAUUAGUUAAAUGUGAGUUAGAAAUGAAAAAAAAAGAAGAGAAAAAAAAAACAAAAACAAAACCAAAGUCAUAUAACUACGUUAUUGUACAAAUUCUACUUGCAAUUAGUAAACUGUAAAUGUAAAUGUAUUAGUAAGUAUGAGAGUAGUCAUAGCAGUUGUAUGUAAUAGUUAUUGAUGUAUGUAUGUAUGUAUGUAAUUUUAAGUAUUUGCCUACAUAAACACGAAACUUAUCCUACUAAAUGAACGAGUAUAGGCCAAUGAAAGAAGAUAAACAAAAAUGUAAAACUACUCAAAUUAGUUAAAUAAAUUAAUAUUAAAUGUUUGUAUUGUAAAUGCAUAAACGUGCGAGAGUAAAUCUGUAGCUAAGUGAGUGAUUACUAAAUAUUAUUAAUUUUUAGAUGAAAGCAGAAAAUUAAGUGUGAGUUAAAAAGGUGAAUUUGUUUAUGUAAAUAUUUGAAUAGCUAAAAGUGAAAUGAAAUUAACGAAAUCGUUGUAAGCAAUUACGUAAUUGUUAGUGUUGUUAGGCAAAUAGUUUUAACGGAGGUGCGCAAGCAGCACCUCGCCAGCCAAGCUAUCUAAAGUAGGCAUUAGAAAAAAUGUAUCUAACUAUUAGUGUACUUAACUAAAAUUUUGUCUUUAGGUCUGUUAGAAAAAAAAAGAAAAAGAAAAAUCGCGCGUUUUCGUACGCAAAACCAACUUUCUACCACCAAAAGCCGAAAAAUUUGCAAAAGAAAAAAAGCUAAGAAAAAAGAAAAAAAAAAAUAAAAUAUGCCAUAAAUUAAUGUUCUAAACAAAUGUAAGACAAUGAAAACUACUUAGGCUAAGGCAAGGGGAAGGCGAGAAAUAAGUAAUACAUUUAAGGCGAAAUGCUUAAUUUUUCUUUUCGAGGCUUAAAAAAUGUGCAACAAAUAUGUUUUUAAGAGUUUUUCAUUUUAGAAAAUUUAAAUAUUGCAUUUAUUGCUUCAUAUUUUAUUACACACGCAGAUACUUUGUACAUUGGUACUUUUCGUUAACCAAAAUUCUGAAAAAAUACAAGGUGAAGUCCAAAAUAAGCAAGACUGAGCUAAAACUGAAACGACAGGAGCUUUUUUCUGAUACCUUUGAGUUUCUUUGUUCAAGAUAGUCCCUCUGGUCUCUCUCUACACACUGUUUUGCGCGAUGUAAAUGCUUUUCGAAAGAGUGUUUCAGGUCUCUAACCGGAAUGGCCUUCACGAUGUCGGUGCAAGCCUUUCGGAUGACCUCUACGUACGAAAAACGUUUUCCUUUCAUGGCCAAAUGCAAUUUUUCGAAUAGGUAUAUUAGAAGUCACAGGGAGCCAUAUCAGGGGAAUACGGUAAGUGAUUGAUGGUUAAAAUGCGAUUUCUAGUCAAAAAAUUUAUCACAAGAGUGGAUCAAUGAGAUGGUGCAUUUUCAUGCAAUAUGCGCCAGCUUCCUCCUUCGCGGUAUUCAGGGGGAAUUCACGGAAUGCGAUGCAACAAACGCUUCAAAACGCCAAGAUAGAAAAUUGCAUUGACGGUUUGGCCCAUGGGCACGAAUUUCUUGUGGACAAUUCCCUUGGAAUCGAAAAACAAAUGAGCAUCGACUUGAUUUUUGACUUCUCCAAACGCGAUUUGUUGGGUGGUGGCUCGUCUGGGGUCUUCCUUUCGGCACUUUAACGCUUAGUUUCAGGUUAAUCUUGGAAACACCACGUUUCAACACCAGUUCCACUGUUGUAAAGAAAGUUCUCGUCUUUUCUCGCUUCUUUAAUGAGGUCUUUCGAAUGUUGAGUUCUGAGCAAUUUUUGGUCCUCAGGUCCUCAGUUAACUUGUGCAGAAUGAAACGUGCACAGACCUCUCGUAAGCUCAAAUGAUCAGUUGAAACGCGAUAAGUCGAUGUUUUGGAGAUAUGCAACUCCAAUUCCAUGAAUUUCAACGAUGGCUUCGAUUCAGUUUUGAUAAAUUUACUAUUAUUUCAAUGGAGUUUUUGGUGAUUACUGAUUUUGGUCUGCCAUACGGGCCUCUUUUUCACAUUUAUGUCCUCACAACCAUCUCUGAAACGUGUAAACGACUCGUGAACUCUGGCACGAGAUAGGCAUUCAUCGCCAUAAACUUUUUUCAUAAAUUCAAAUGUUUUCGAAUUCUUUAUCAUCAGCCUGAUCUAGGUUCCUGGUCACAGCGACAUUGCUGGAAACUGUGAGGCGGAUGAGCUGGCCAGACAAGGGACAUGCGAGGUGAUUUCCCCGAGAAGGGUGAGAAUUGGGAUCCCCCUGACUACCUGCGGUCUGCUCCUGGAAAGAUGGGCAUCGCACCAACUCAGCGAGCGCUGGGCAAGUACACAAACGUGUAAGGUCGCGAAAUCCUUCUGGCCACGUGUGGACCGGAGGCGCUCGGGCGAGAUUCUGAGGCUGACAAAAUAUCAGCUCUCUAACCUCAUGGGUUCUCUCACAGGACACAAUGCGCGAGUAAUGCAUGCUGUGAGACUUGGAAUCACCUCGAGUCCUUUUUGCGCUGGAUGUAUGGAGGACACAUCCUUUCGUACACCUGCUAAUAUUUUGAUAUUGCCACCUAGGAGUUUUUCAUGCAUUAUACGACAGCUUUCGUCCGUAUAAGGUCCCUCGAUGAGUUGAAUCAAUUUCGAUGGUACCCCUCUGCACUCGAGGGCGUUAUGAGUAGUGUCAAGCUGUAAAGUAUCGAAUGUUUUUUUUAAGUCUAUAAAGGCGAGAUAAAGCGGGGUCCUCCACUCAACUGGCUGUUCAACGAUAACUCGGAGACUACUGAUGUGGUCGAUGCAUGAACGGUUCGAUCUGAAGCCCGCCUGCUCCUGUCUGAGUUCUGGUUGCAGCACCGCUGAAAGUCUUUGGUUUAUGAUUUGUACGAUUAUUUUGUUAAUCUUACUGAGCAAGGUAAUGCCCCUCCAGUUCUUACAGUCCGUCAGUUUGCCUUUGAUAGGGAUUUUCAUGACCCACCUACAGUUCAGUAGAGAAUUUCAGAAUCAAUGGAUGUACCCUAUGAUCAGAAAGUAACAGGAAUGUUUAAGUAAAACUAAAAAGAGUUAAAUUUAGGGCAAAUUUAUUUGAUCUCCUUCAAAUUUAUUUGAUCUCCUUCAACACACUUGUGCCAACGUUUUACACAGUCCUCCAUGCACCUCUGGAAGGCCGACGAAGGGAUAGACUUCAGCUUCUUCGUCGCAUUCUCUUUGAUCUCAUCUAUCGACUGAAAUCUACUUCCACGAAGUGGUAACUUCAACUUAGAUAAAUGGCUUCAAAACGGAUAAAUAAUAUUCUUUAUCGACUGUCUGGCCCGAUGGAAGAUACUCAUGGUGCACUACGCCUUAGCAAUCGCAGAAAAUAGUCAACAUCACCUUCCCGGUACUUUUUGAUCAUAGGAUAUUAAGCUGAUCAGCACGAGCAGGAUCUGCUUUCAACAAUUCAGGAGAGAUGUUGUCGU